CUCAGAUCUGGUUGUGUCACACUGACCCUCAGUGCUACAAAGCUUACAUGUGUUUCUCUCUGUGGAUACUACACACUGUACAGACUUGAGCAGUUUGCUGAAGAAUGCUUUUGGAUAAGUCCACCAGCAUGAGUUUGAUGGACAUCUCUAAGAUCUUUUCUCUUCUUCAACCCAAAGAGGAUGAGGAAGAAGACACAAACUGUUGCCAGGAACUGAAUCAAGCCGUCUUGAAAGAUGACGACAAACUCCUUACUGAUCUCCUGUCUCAGGAUAAGUACAGGAAAUGCAUCAACCAUCGCAGUGGCUGGGGCAUCCCGGUUACUCCACUGCGCACUGCUGCGGCUCAGGGUCACCUGCGCUGUCUCGAGGUCCUCCUGGCUCACGGGGCAGAGGUGGACGGCCUAGAUGUCAAAGCUCAGACUCCACUUUUCACGGCCGUCGCUGCCAAACACCUAGACUGUGCUGUUGCUUUAUUAGAAGCUGGUGCAAACCCUAACGGUAGCCUGCAUAACAACUGCUCCCCGGUGCUCACCGCGGCCCGAGAGGGUGACGUGGACAUCCUGAGGGAGCUUCUGCGACACGGAGCUGACGUAGACGUCAAGCCCAAAAUGCCCGACUGGGCCUCGAACGCCACGACAUGCCGAGGACCACUCUACAUUUCAGCUGUUUAUGGCCAUAUGGAUUGCUUCAAACUGUUACUGCAGCACGGAGCGAACCCAGACUACAACUGCACUGAGGAAAAGAUGCUGACCAGGAUCAAACAGCCUAAAACUGUCCUGGAGAUGUGUCUGAGAUACGGCUGUGGGAUAGAAUACAUUCAGCUGCUCAUAGACUUUGGAGCAAAUGUCUUUCUACCCACUAUAAUUAUUGACAAAACAACCAGGCAAAAUGAAGCAGUAAUGCUUCUGCUGAAAGAGAGAGGUAAGAUUGUAGCUGCUUAA
This is a messenger RNA of Pimephales promelas (fathead minnow), 941 nucleotides long. Lineage: Eukaryota; Metazoa; Chordata; Actinopteri; Cypriniformes; Leuciscidae. The record is from RefSeq and is a predicted model, not a curated record.